AUGAUGGCGGGAAAAGAGCAGCAGCUAGAACUUCAACUGGUUGAUGAUGGCAAUAAACUCCUCAACCCACCAUUCUCCCUUGAUGAACUCCUCUCUAUUCUUGAUAGAGUUGAGGUUAUGUUAUUAAGGGUGAAGCAAUCAUCCUACAGAUCAGUAGCUGCUGCACUUUCACCUUUGAGGAAGGCAUUGAUUAUGAGAAUAACAGCUCCUAGUUCUCCUUAUAAUGAUGAACUGAUGAAGGAAAUAUUUCAUCAAAUUGUAGCUGUCUUUCAGAAGCUUUCUCAUAUGUCAAGUAGGUGUUAUCCAAAGGUAGUAUCACUCCUUGUCACCAUUGCAACAACACAGGCAGUUGUUGUGCUGCUGGAUAUUGAGUGUCAUGCUUUGGUCAUUGAGACGUUCCAAAUUUUUCUGAAGGUAAUUACCCCAACAAGGUCAAGCGAGUUAGAUGUUAUAUUCACUGCUGUGGUGGCAAUAAUGUCCGUUGUCGUGUUAGAAAGUGAUGAAGUUCCAAUGGAUUUUCUCUUUCCUCUUUUAGUUUGUGUCAGAAAGGAUAACAAGAAUGUUUCGCCAACUUCAUGGAUGUUGGGGAAAGAAGUCAUGAAAAACUGUGCUGCAAAGAUCGAACCCUAUCUUUUGAAAGCUGUGUGCUGCUCAGGCACUUCCGUGGACAAUUAUGACCUGGUUGUUGGUUCGAUUUGCCAAAAUGCAACACAUUAUUUCAAGUCUGUUCAUGCUCAUGGUUCUGAAGAACAUAUGGUUAGUUUCUUUGGACCUUUUAUAUUUCCCUACAGAUAUAGUGAGUGA
Molecule: messenger RNA, 804 nt
Organism: Dovyalis caffra
Lineage: Eukaryota; Viridiplantae; Streptophyta; Magnoliopsida; Malpighiales; Salicaceae
Source: the annotation of a GenBank genome assembly